Messenger RNA from Arabidopsis lyrata subsp. lyrata, 1762 nucleotides. RefSeq lists its product as uncharacterized. The coding region runs from base 35 to 1603 and encodes 522 amino acids. NCBI's taxonomy places the organism in Eukaryota, Viridiplantae, Streptophyta, Magnoliopsida, Brassicales, Brassicaceae. The transcript has 7 exons. Gene Ontology annotation, cellular component: periplasmic space. The record is from RefSeq and is a predicted model, not a curated record. Gene Ontology annotation, biological process: polyamine transport. Gene Ontology annotation, molecular function: polyamine binding.
CGUUGUUGUCGUCGUUACCUUUACGUUUUUAUCGAUGGCUACGGCGACGAUUCUUUCCUUGAAACCGCCGGCGAGCUUCUUCCACGGUGGAAACCGACGCGACGGAGGAAGGGGAAUCACCGUCGCAAGAGUUUCUCGAGGCGAACGGUUUCAUGAGAGGAUCGUUGGUCUCUCCGCUUCGACUGUGUUGUUCCUCGGUUUAAGCAGCCUUCGCGUCUGUUCUCCGGCCUCCGCUCGAUUACUACCUCCGCCGAUUGUUGUUACAGAGAAUGAAAUCAAUACAGAAACUGUAGCUGGUGAAGAGAAUCUAAUUGAAGUGGAAGAUGAAAAGUUGGAAGCAGAUUUCGAAGCUUAUAAGUCUAAAGUGUAUUCUCUGACCGUGCCGCUAAAACUCGUUGCCUUGCGUGGCUCAGUGCCACCAUCAUGGAUCAAGGAGUUUAUGAGCUCACAAGGGAAGAGAGUGAGGUUAAAGACUCGGUUUCGAGCAAAUCUUGAAGAGAUUUUCUUUGAUUUAUCGAAGCCUACUAGGAAAGGACAAAAGGGUUCCGCUUCAACUGCCGCAGCUGACAUGAUCAGCAUUGGUGAUUCUUGGCUUUGUCAUGCUAUUAGGGAGAAGCUGAUUGAGCCAAUGAAAGGUAUAGAAGAUCAAGACUGGUAUAAAGGCUUGAGUGAGAAAUGGAAGAUUUAUCUCUGCAGGAACUAUGCGGGAGAAAAAGCUCCUGACGGUGAAACGUGGGCUGUGCCGUACCGCUGGGGCACCAUGGUAAUAGCAUACAAAAAGAGCAAAUUUCAGAAUUAUAAAUUGGCUCCGAUAGAGGACUGGGCUGAUCUGUGGCGACCCGAGCUUGCAGGGAGGAUCGCAAUGGUGAAUUCUCCUAGAGAGGUUGUUGGUGCUGUUCUCAAAUACAUGGGAGCAUCAUACAACACGACAGACCUGGAUUCACAAGUUCCUGGGGGAAGAAUUGCCGUGGAGAAAAAUCUAGCAUCACUCAUGAAACAGAUUAGACUGUUUGACAGUAACAACUAUUUAAAAGCUUUCAAUGUUGGAGAUGUUUGGGUCACUGUUGGGUGGAGCAGUGAUGUUAUCCCUGUUGCAAAACGUAUGUCUAAUGUUACAGUGAUUGUUCCCAAAUCCGGUGCCACCUUAUGGGCUGAUCUAUGGGCAAUCCCAGCUGUCUCUGACUCUGGUAAAGAAGCGGAACAGAUAGGAGGAAGAGUCCGAGGCCCAUCUCCAUUAAUCAACCAGUGGAUAGAAUUCUGCUUGCAACCCGCAAGAUCAUUACCCUUCACACGGGAAGUGAUUCCUGGUGCAUCUCCUUCAGCACUUGAUGGUCCUCUGGUUAGAGAACCCGAAAAAACAAAGAAAGACAGAACAAAACUGGACACAAACCUGGUCACAGGUGUUCCUCUUCCAGAGAUCUUGUCUAAGUGUGAGUUCUUGGAACCUUUACCAGAGGCUACGCUAUUGGAAUACCGGCUUCUGAUUGAAACUGUUAGAAAGCAAAGCCAAAGACAUGGCCUUGUGAAGAAAAUACAGGACAUUGUUUCAAUUAAGGUUCGAGGAUUUAGGACAAAGCUUGACUCCGGGUCGAAGAACAUUUGAGAGACUGACAAAAAGUGGAAAUAAAAUCAUUUGUAUGGUUAAUUACUUAGAGCAACUUCACGUUGGAAAACGAGGUGCAAGUUUAACAAUGGGAUUUUUCUAUCUCCUUGUAACAAAGUAUUAUGUCAUGAAGAGCUAGAGGCUGAUCAAAUUUGCUCA